AUGUACUCGCUGAUGUGUGGCGUCAUGGAUAUAUGCCAAAUUAUGAUGUCAGAUACUUUCUAUCCAGUGCCAGAGUGUCUCAUCGAGGUGGGCAGUACCUUCGAAGGCUGGUGUCCCGUUAGAAACGUACCUGUCUUUUGCCUGCUUGUGCCCCUGUUGGCCCCCCGUGGGCACACUUUCCACCUGGAUCUGGGCAGCACAGAGAAGGUACCAGCAACGGACUCCUGUAUCCGUGUAGAGCUGGAAUGCACGUGCGGGAGGGAGCAGGAAAUGAGCAUGCUGUGCUUCCUCCACACCUCCGCAAAACAGCUGAAAAGGCAGUGCCCCAGCCUCCUCCACAGCCUCUGCACUAACUCCUACCUAGACGCGGAGAAGACUGCCCGCUGCUUCCGGGAGCUGAUCAAAAAUGCCUGGAAAUGCAUGCAUGUCUCAGAGUUUACCAUGGAGAUAGACACGGUGAAGUCCAGGCGCUCCUGCAGGCUUCAUGUGAGAGAUCUCAACAAAAGAAUCUUCUACGUUGAGUUUGUGUUUGGCGUGCAGCAAGAUGAUACGGACAUCUUUCUGAGCAGCCAUGAGAUAGUGUUUCGUCAUACCCCCAGCACGGCCUGGCCACAGAGCUGCGUUGUGGCAGAGAAAAAGUUCUUCCAGUAUAUAGCCAACCAUGCCCAGGGGGGCAAUUUCUACCUCAGAUAUCUGCAACUGUGUGCCUAUCUCAUGGCGGGCCUCAAGUUUACCAUCUAUGACCUGAAGACAGUGAUCAUGCACCUCCUGACUACCAUCCCUUUGGAAAGGUGGCAUGGGAAGGAUUUCCUGCUGCGGAUGGAUGACAUCUUGAACUACCUGCACUGCUGUGUGGAGGAGAAACGUCUGGACCACUUCAUCAUAGGAAAUGACAUGAUGCCCGAGGAGAUCAUCUUGCUGCAAGAGUUCCGAGCGUCCCCACCGCUCAACAUGUUCCAGCACCUGGAGGAGGAACCGGACAAAUACGAGCAGGCGCAGCUGGAUUUGGAGGAGCUGCAUGAGCGGUUCACAACCAUGCUGCUCUAUGGGAGAUGAGAGAUGUGCUCUUGUCCCACAGAUGAGCACGCGACAAAGGGCAACUGGAGAUUCCUUAGAUGGAGGGACGUCACCUUCCCUGGGACAACACAGUACUUCCUUUCAUGCCAAUCCCUAAAAUCCCGUACAAGGAAAAUUCACACUUUCCUUCUGUUUUCAUCAUGAUGUAUGCCCAUUUUUCAUGUGUUUAAUAAAAAGAUUGGGAACGCUUUCUGUCAACCUGAAUCUCUUCCUAGCUCCUCCCCAUUUUGCAGGGGUCAAGUAGCCCAAGAACAUCGCCUUCACCUUCUCUGUGAUGACUGGGCUGCACUUUCCACAGAAAGCCCAUCUGGAUGAGAUGCCCUUGGCUUAAUUCUGCAUGGCUCUGAUUUUGUCUGUCUCCCUCCUCUUUCUGCGCCAUGUUGGCAGUGCAGCUGCAGAGCUGGGGUAGAAGUGCUCUGUGCACUGUUUCCAUGGAGAAAUCCCUCCCUGAGACAGGGCGAUCUUUGCACAGCAGCAGUGAUCUGAAGCAUCACUACCUGAGUUCAGCAUUUGCUUCUUACUCUGACCUUCACACAAAUUUUAGCUAACCCCUGAACUACACCAGCUAAUUCCCAUUAGCCUAAGUUUGGUACACCUCUGAUGGUUUCACUGGUGCCUGCCAAGCUACACUGGCCGGGAGUUUGCUUCUCUGACUGCCUUAUGUUUCUCCAUGUCUCAGAGGCACAAGUCUUUGUAGGCACAUUCUAAAUUCAGGUGUAGGUCAGGCACAGACCACACAGUAUAUUCCACCGAACACUAAGUGCAGAGUUAUAAGGUAUUUAACUUUCAGCCAGACGUAAGUUAUCUUUAUUAAAUAUGUGCUGUAGAAAUGCUAGUGGUUUUCUAACAAACUGUAAUGUUCAUUCCCCAGACUCU
This is a messenger RNA of Meleagris gallopavo (turkey), 1953 nucleotides long. The record is from RefSeq and is a predicted model, not a curated record. Lineage: Eukaryota; Metazoa; Chordata; Aves; Galliformes; Phasianidae.